Daldinia decipiens is the source of this 1799-nucleotide messenger RNA. RefSeq names its product tannase and feruloyl esterase. The record is from RefSeq and is a predicted model, not a curated record. Bases 175 to 1728 code for a protein of 517 amino acids. Lineage: Eukaryota; Fungi; Ascomycota; Sordariomycetes; Xylariales; Hypoxylaceae. The transcript has a single exon.
CUUGAAGGAUUAUAAGCUAGAACCGCGAAAAUAAGAGAAAGUUAUUAUGUAAUAAGGAGUCAUAAAUCAAUAGCCCAUAGAUUGUCCAGUAUAUAAAAGACCUCCAUUGCCUCGAAGUCUAGAAGUCUUAUAGAUAGUCACAGUCACGACAAUAAUAUCAAAUCCUCCUCCACCAUGUGUAGUCCCGCUCAGAUCCCGUAUCCGGAUUUGCCCGGCGUACAAUUCACUUCACUCAGCGCUUCCCUGGUGUCCAACUUCACAAUCCAAGUUCCAGAGAGCACAUACACGAACAAUGGAGCUGUCUAUGCCGAAGGUGUCAACUUCUGCAACCUCACGACUACCUAUACGCAUACUGGAAAAUCUGAUAUUGUCACUAUUAACGUAUAUCUCCCCACAGAGUGGAACGGCAGGAUGCAAGGUAUUGGCGGAGGAGGUUAUUCCGCCGGAGGCAUUAAUUAUCUACUUAGUUAUUACUCUAUGCUCGGCGCCAUGUCGGAGGGAUACUCUGCUGUGACCACUGACGCCGGCCAUGCUUCGUUAAACCCAGAUGACUGGAUAUUGAAGAGUCCCGGACACGUUGACCUUUACCUCCUCGAAGAGUUUGGCUCCAACUCACUCAAUGAAUUGUCUAUUAUCGGAAAGGCAAUUACGGAGAGCUACUACGGCAAGCCACCAGCAUAUUCCUAUUGGAACGGAUGCUCGCAGGGCGGACGACAAGGUUUUAAAAUUGCCGAGAAAUACCCUACCGCAUUUGAUGGAAUAGCUGCCUCUGCCCCAGCAGUUGACCUCGCUGGGUUGGGAGUGGGUGAUCAUUGGCCCCAGGUUGUCAUAAAGGCUAUGGGUCAGUACCCGAAGAACUGUGAGCUUGUUGCGAUCACAGAUGCAUUUAUCAAGCACUGUGAUGGCAAUGAUGGACUACUUGAUGGAAUCGUCACUGAUCCGGAUUCCUGCGACUUUGAUCCACAUUCUGUGUUGAACAAAUCUAUUGAUUGCCAGGAUACCGACAUUGGAACUGUGAAGAUAUCGGAAGCUGCUAUCAACGUUGCGAUUGCGACAUGGACUGGCGCCCGAAAACUGGAUGGCUCAUUCCUUUGGUGGGGACUCAAAAAGGGGUCAAGUCUAGUAGACGAAGUAACUAGCCUUGGAGUCUAUCCAGGACUUGCGACAACUGUGUGCUCAGGGAACGGUACCUGCACAGGACACACAAUGGAGAUUGUUGAAGAAUGGAUACGACUUCUUAUUAAGAAAGAUCCUACCUUCGACGUCACGACAGUAACAAUCGAAGAAAUCCAAGAUUUAUUUCAGCAAUCGCUGGAUGAAUACGGCCCAAUCGUCAACGUGAAGCCUAACUUGGACGCCUUCCGAGAAGCAGGAGGGAAGCUAUUGUCUUUCCACGGUCUAGCCGAUGCUAUCCUUCCUCCGGACUCUUCGUCGAGCUUCUAUAAAAGUGUCGCAGCCAACGACGAGAAAAUACACGAUUAUUAUCGCCUUUUUGAAGCGCCAGGACUUGCUCACUGUUUUGCAGGCGUUGGAUACUAUCCUUCUGGUAUUUUCAAGUCCCUCGUCUCAUGGGUUGAAUCCGGUGUUGCCCCUGACAGUGUCAUUGCAGCGACUUCUGUGGAUAAGGGUCCUGUUCGCGAGAGUAUUUUAUGUCCUUAUCCUCAGAAGGCACACUAUAAGGGUACGAGCUCAAACGCUACAGCUGAUGAUUUCUAUUGUGGUAGUUAAGGAACGAUUGAGGAGCCCGUGUGUCUGAAGAUGGUAGUGGGUAAAAAUGAUUAGGCUUUAUAUGGGUAGCU